Messenger RNA from Guillardia theta CCMP2712, 852 nucleotides. RefSeq lists its product as hypothetical. The record is from RefSeq and is a predicted model, not a curated record. The transcript has 3 exons. The annotation marks the transcript as partial. NCBI's taxonomy places the organism in Eukaryota, Cryptophyceae, Pyrenomonadales, Geminigeraceae.
AUGUACUGGCGCAUAUUCCUUUUCCUCUGCGCAUACUUGCAAGCAUGUCACGCAUCUCCAUCCUACUUCCUCACGCUGGUUGCGACUACGUCCGACAACGCUGCCAUCCAGCCCAAUUCAGCAGCGUACACGAGCGAUGGCAAGACGUUGCUAUACGCUGAGGCAGGGAUAGGGUUUGGGAGGAUCAUGGGCUUGGACGUGGCGACUAGCCGAGUGCAAGUGGUGGCCGGCUCGAGCAGCGGGGGCGAGAGCGAUGGGAUUGGCACUCAGGCUCAGUUCAACCAGCCAAGGACAGUGCGAGUCAACGGGACAGUAGCAUACAUCACAGACAGCAUCUCCUGCUCCAUCCGCCAGUUGGACUUGCUCACGCUACAGGUCACCACCCUCUACAGGUACCCCUACCCGCUCGUGUCGCAGCAGAUCCAAGGCAAGUGCUACUGGGGUUUGGCAGUCGACUCGGCGAACAACAGACUGUACGUGUCUUGCGCGUACAACAGCACGAUCAUGCAGUUGGACCUGACGACCAGGACCAUGUCUGUGCUGGCCGGGGAUGGAAAUGUUGGAAGCAAGAACGGAAGAGGUACAGCAGCUACAUUCUACACACCACAAGGAAUCGCGUACUCCUCAAAGCAGUCAGCAAUUUAUGUGUCAGAUUAUCAAAACUCUCUCAUCAGGAAGAUUGAAGUCAACACCAGGGAGGUGACGACAGCAGCGGGCAGUCUGAGCGUUGGCUGUGCGGAUGGGCCAGCGACAAGCGCGCAGUUUCUGUAUCCGAAGGGGCUAGUGAUGGACCUGCAGGAAUCAAAGAUAUACGUCGCUCAGGAGGGAUCCAAUGGUACGGUCAGACAACUU